Molecule: messenger RNA, 1674 nt
Organism: Gavia stellata (red-throated loon)
Lineage: Eukaryota; Metazoa; Chordata; Aves; Gaviiformes; Gaviidae
Gene: NEFL
Product: neurofilament light chain
Exons: 4
Coding region: 1-1674 (557 amino acids)
Biological process (GO): neurofilament bundle assembly
Cellular component (GO): postsynaptic intermediate filament cytoskeleton; intermediate filament; axon
Molecular function (GO): structural constituent of postsynaptic intermediate filament cytoskeleton
Source: RefSeq, a predicted model, not a curated record
AUGAGCUCGUACGGCUACGACCCGUUCUUCCCCUCCUACAAGCGGCGGUACGCCGAGAGCCCGCGGCUCCAUGUCUCGGCGAUGCGCAGCAGCGGCGGCUACAGCUCGGCGCGCUCGGCGUACUCCAGCCUGUCGGCGCCCGUCUCCUCGGUGUCGGUGCGGCGCAGCUACGCCGCCUCCAGCGCCUCGGGCUCCCUCCUGCACUCGGUGGACAGCCUCGACCUGAGCCAGGUGGCGGCCAUCAGCAACGACCUCAAGUCCAUCCGCAGCCAGGAGCGGGCGCAGCUGCAGGACCUCAACGACCGCUUCGCCUGCUUCAUCGAGCGGGUGCACGAGCUGGAGCAGCAGAACAAGGUGCUGGAGGCCGAGCUGCUGGUGCUGCGGCAGAAGCACGCCGAGCCCUCCCGCUUCCGCGCCCUCUACGAGCAGGAGAUCCGCGAGCUGCGCCUGGCCGCCGAGGAGGCGACGAGCGAGAAGCAGGCGCUGCAGGGCGAGCGGGAGAGCCUGGAGGAGACGCUGCGCGGGCUGCAGGCGCGCUACGAGGAGGAGGUGCUGAGCCGGGAGGACGCGGAGGCGCGGCUGCUGGAGGUGCGGAAGGGCGCGGACGAGGCGGCGCUGGCGCGGGCGGAGCUGGAGAAGCGGGUGGACAGCCUGCUGGACGAGCUGGCCUUCCUCAAGAAGGUGCAUGAGGAGGAGCUGGCGGAGCUGCAGGCGCAGAUCCAGUACGCGCACCUCUCCGUGGAGAUGGACGUGUCGGCCAAGCCCGACCUCUCCGCCGCCCUGCGCGACAUCCGCGCCCAGUACGAGAAGCUGGCGGCUCGCAACAUGCAGAACGCCGAGGAGUGGUUCCGCAGCCGCUUCACCGUCCUCAGCGAGAGCGCCGCCAAGAACACCGACGCCGUCCGCGCCGCCAAGGACGAGGUCUCCGAGAGCCGCCGCCUGCUCAAGGCCAAGACGCUGGAGAUCGAGGCCACCCGCGGCAUGAACGAGGCGCUGGAGAAGCAGCUGCAGGAGCUGGAAGAGAAGCAAAGCGCCGACAUCUCCGCGCUGCAGGAUACAAUCAACAAAUUGGAGAACGAGCUGAGAACCACAAAGAGUGAAAUGGCUCGGUAUCUGAAGGAAUAUCAAGAUCUGCUCAAUGUGAAAAUGGCCCUGGACAUCGAAAUUGCAGCAUAUAGGAAACUGCUGGAAGGUGAAGAGACCCGACUCAGCUUCACUAGUGUUGGAAGCAUCACCAGUGGCUACACCCAGACUGCCCCGACUUUUGGCAGGUCUGCCUACAGUGGUCUCCAGUCCAGCUCCUACUUGAUGACAACCCGUUCCUUCCCCACAUACUACUCCAGUCAUGUCCAGGAAGAGCAGAUUGAAAUAGAGGAAACAAUUGAGGCUGCUAAAGUGGCAGAAGCCAAGGCAGCCCCUGCAGAAGAAGGUGAGGAGGAAGAGAAAGAGGAAGGUGAGGAAGAAGCAGGAGGUGAAGAGGCUGAAGAGGAGGAAGGUGCUAAGGAAGAAUCUGAAGAAGCCAAAGAGGGUGAGGAAGAGGAAGGAGAAGGGGAAGAAACAGCAGCUGAAGAAGGAGAGGAGUCUCAGGAAACUGCUGAGGAAACUGGUGAGGAGGAAAAGGAAGAGAAGGAAGCAGCAGGAAAGGAAGAGAGUGAAGUGAAGAAGAAGGCUUGA